CUGAGCUUCUGAAGCGCAAAAACCAUCUUUGCAAACUCAGCUCGGUUUCGUAGAAGAGGAACUCACCAGUUCCGAUCCAGUUCGAGAUGUCUUCUGGGUCAAGGAGCUCAUCCCGCGGCGGUGCCAACGCGGAGUGGAGCAAGAAGGAGAACAAGCUGUUCGAGGACGCACUCGCCUAUUACGGCGAGGGCACGCCCGACCGCUGGCUCAAGGUGUCCCGCGCCAUGGGCGGGACCAAGACGGCCGACGAGGUGCGCCGCCACUACGAGAUCCUCGACGGCGACAUCAAGCUCAUCGAGUCCGGCAGGGUCCCUUUCCCCAAGUACAACACCCAGGGGGCUUGGAACUGAUCCAUCAGUCAAGGAGCAAAGCUUCUGAAUUCUGAAGAUCCUGCAAACAGGAUAAUCUGUUGAUAAUCUAGUCCUUAGCUGGGACCAUAUCAUUGAAGCAAGCAUAAUUAUGCACCAUAUAACGAAGAUUGCGGGCACUUGGUUAGGAGUAAAAGAAGAAAAUGUAUGCGUGUGUACAUAAUAUUAGGUUUGUAAGCAAAUCAAGUGCGCUUGGUCUUGCAGACGGUAGCAUGUAUCUUUUAUUGUGUACAGUAUUACUCCCCCGCCCCAAAUAAGUUUUGGAGUAAAUAUCAGCGUGAUGUAAAU
This is a messenger RNA of Hordeum vulgare subsp. vulgare (domesticated barley), 656 nucleotides long. Its product is annotated as protein RADIALIS-like 3. Bases 87 to 350 code for a protein of 87 amino acids. Gene Ontology annotation, molecular function: DNA-binding transcription factor activity. NCBI's taxonomy places the organism in Eukaryota, Viridiplantae, Streptophyta, Magnoliopsida, Poales, Poaceae. The record is from RefSeq and is a predicted model, not a curated record. The transcript has 2 exons.